Molecule: messenger RNA, 1272 nt
Organism: Aspergillus caelatus
Lineage: Eukaryota; Fungi; Ascomycota; Eurotiomycetes; Eurotiales; Aspergillaceae
Product: putative acetylornithine aminotransferase
Exons: 1
Coding region: 1-1272 (423 amino acids)
Molecular function (GO): pyridoxal phosphate binding; transaminase activity
Source: RefSeq, a predicted model, not a curated record
AUGCGGGACCCAGCUGGAGCGAGGAAUGCGCUUCAGAGCAAGCUGGCAGAUGCCGUGGCCGACUUCAUUUCGAAAAACCCUUCCUCAAAGAAAGCGAUUGAGAGAGCCAGCGAAAGCCUCCCCGGUGGCACAACCCGCGCAGUGCUGGAAUCAGACCCUUUCCCUCUCGUUGUCCGCUCAGGCAGCGGAUCAACGCUGACCUCUGUUGACGGGAGAGCGUAUGUGGACUUCGUCUCCGACUUUACCGCCGGCUUAUUUGGCCACUCGCACCCAGCCUUGCAACAAGCCAUCGCCCUAGCCGCGCAGAAUGGGUUCAGCCUCGGCGCAAUAACAGAACUCGAGGCCCAGGUGAGCGAGACAAUUAAGAACCGCUUCCAAAGCAUUGAUUUGGUCCGGUUCUGCAAUUCAGGCACCGAGGCGAACACCUAUGCUAUUGGAACAUCACUGGCAUACACAGGCAAAAAGAAAGUCCUAGUCUUUGAUCAUGCCUACCACGGAGGCUGUUUGAGCUUUGGAGAUGAAAUGAACCAGCUGAAUGUGCCAUACGACUUCGUCGUUGGUACCUACGGGGACAUUGAGAAAACUCGGGCGAAACUGAGCUUCGAUAUCGGGGCGAUUAUCAUUGAACCAAUGCAGUCUGCCGGUGGGAUGCGACCCGCUGGCAAAGAAUUCCUUCUCUUUCUGCGAGAAGCAGCUAAUACACUCGGUGCUGUCCUCAUAUUCGACGAGGUGGUUACCUCCCGGUUGGACUUCCAUGGCCUCCAAGGGGUCGUUGGGGUAACGCCAGACAUGACAACGCUGGGCAAGUACCUGGGCGGUGGAUUGUCUUUCGGUGCCUUUGGUGGGAAGAAGGAUAUCAUGUCACAGUUCGAUGGCAAGUCGGACUCGCGACAGAAACUCUCACACUCGGGCACCUUCAACAACAACAUUUUCACCAUGACCGCGGCUGCGGCUGCCUCGACAAUCGUCACAAAAGGGCGAAUCGACCAGCUCAAUACUCUCGGUGAUAAGGUGAGAGAAGGUAUUACCACCAUUGUGAGUGACAUUGGGAAGCCAGGUCAGGUUGUUGCCCUUGGAUUUGGGAGCUGCGUGGGUAUAUAUUUUCCUGGCGAGACUGGUGAUUUACUGCGGGAGUUGUGCUUCUUCUAUUUGCUCUCGCAGGGGCUGUGGAUUGGACGACGCGGGUUUUUGGCACUGAACUUUGCCCAUGAUGAGGCGGAUAUUGAUCGGUUCCUGGAGACGUUUAAGGAAUUUUUGGUCCUGCAUAUGUAG